GACAUUUCCUUAAAAAUUACACUUUACUGUGUGUUUAAUUUGUGUAGCGAAAUUACAUCGUGAAACCAAUCAGCUGAGCAUAAAAACAUUUCUAGUGGGAAAGUGUGCAAACGAAGUAAUACUUUCCAAAACCCAAACUCUCAGAGCUCGCAUCAAAGCUCAUUAGAACGCCCAUCAUAUUGAGUCAUUAAUUAAACACCAGUAAAUUUAACACUUGCUUUCAAGGUUGCAUCAAUAAAAGACCUAAAGUGCUUGGAAUACAAUGGUGAUAUUUUAAAAAUGGGCGACGAAAACGAUCGUGAUUGCGGGAGGAGCGGCCCGAAGAAUUGCUUGCUCAAAAUUGUGAUUUUGGGAGACGGUGGGGUAGGCAAAUCUUGUUUGAUGAGCCGUUUCAUUUCGAACCACUUCGAUGAUCACAGCUUCCAUACUAUUGGCGUGGAGUUCAUGAAUAAGACUAUAGAGGUGAAUGGGAGGCAGUAUACUUUACAAGUAUGGGACACAGCAGGCCAGGAGCGCUUCAAAUCCCUCCGAACCCCGUUCUACCGCGGCUCCGACAUCUGCAUACUUGCGUACUCCGUGGACGACCGGAGCUCGUUCCAAAGCGUCAAGAUAUGGCUAAAUGAGUUCUUACAUUACGCCGCAGUGAAGAACGGCGUCGAAAGGUUCCCCUUCAUGGUUGUAGGAAACAAGUCAGACGUGACGUCACGCGAGCGAGAGGUGACAUACGAUCAGCUGAAACAGCUGUGCGCAGAAAACAAGAUAGCAUCAUACAUAGAGACGUCGGCUAAGAACGAUAACAACGUCGUCGAAGCGUUCACUAUGGCUGUUCAAAGAUGGGUGGAGCUCGAGCAAGUCGCCGAAAAAGAAAUGGGCAUGCUAGAAAACCCCGACUCCAUCACGUUACAUGGCGACCGCGUCGCGUCCAACCUGCGAGCAACUUGCUGUUCUCGCUUCAGCGACGCUUGAACGUGAUUCAGUACAUUCCGCGCCCUACUGUAAAGGCUAUAAGCCCUUCAUAUUCCAAUGCGUCGUAAAGAUAGUCGCAACUUCAGCGAAGUUUAAAACUUUCUUACAAUUUAUAGUCGCCGAUAUAAUUGUCCUAUUUAAGGACUAUUCUGAACAGUUGAGGUUUACUUUUGUUUAGAUUUUAUAUCUUACUUUAACUCUAUUUUCAAUAAUAGACGUCAACAAACGAUUUUGACAGUGAAAGCCUUAAAUACGUCUUCUCUGUGAAGCUAUGAUUAUAUGUACAUUAAUAUAAACAUUACAUGGUAAUAUAGCUUAAAAAAGGGCUCAUUUCAUUACAUGGCGACCGCGGCGCGUCCAACCUGCAGCGUCUUGCGGCUCUCGCUUCAACGCAUGAAUUACCGAAAGUGACGGGUUCUUUUCGGCGGAGUUAAAAACUGUCGUACAAUGCUUUAAUUAUGGUCUUCAAUUUGGCCUAUGGAAGGACUAUACUAAAAGACGUCAAGACGUCUAAAUCCGUCUAAGGAAAAUUCCGUACACGAUCUUUUUUUACAACUGCCAGCUACUUAUCACUGGACGUUUUUGAACGCUGGAACUAAAAGCAAUCGAUUAUUCUCGAUCAAGUUGACAAUGGAUAGUGUGUUCUUUGGAUAAAGCGCUCGCGUACGGAAUACCCGCAGCCGAAUUUGCCGCGUCGAUUUUUUUUUUAAUUUGACUUAUAAUUUCCUUUGCAAUUCGUUUGCAAAUCUUGCUUUACUAUAACAUUUUAGUUCCAUGUUGACCAAAAAUAAAAAGACAAGAUAAAAACUUAGUGUAAGUUUUGGAGGAGGUGACACGUGAUUGAAUCACGGGUUUCGUCAAACGAAACUUUGGUAAAAUCAAUUGAAGGUGAGAUAAUUAGAGUAGGCCUAAUUGGUUUAAACCAUACCUUUGUUUUUGAUAUAAAUAAUUUACCCGACACAGGGUGACCACCAACUUGACUUUAAUCUCGUUUUAUAGCUACUAUAGCUGGUUUCUCCGACUAUAAGAUAUAGCAAUUUUUAAUAAAUAUUUGGUCGGGUUAUUCAGGACUACCGUGUAUAGAAAAAAAUAAGUGAAUUGCAAUUUUUAAAUAAAUAAAAUUUCGUUCAAGAUUGCAAGAGCAAGCAGUCGCGAACAAUAAAAGAGCUUUUGCAAAAAAACAUUGAAGGCCUGAUUUUCACAGAUCCUAGUGUUUUUGGGUUCUUUCAACUCAGAACCACUAGCAUAUUCAAUCCUGACGCAAAAAAAUGUCCCAAAAAUUUGUAUGAGUAUUGUAGUUUCCACUACGUCACGCACACAAGUGAAAAAUUCACACUAAAACGUGACGUAAUGGAACGGAGAUUUUGGGACAUCUUUUUUUGAAUGGUGGAUGGAGAAUGCGGUUGAUUCUGAGUAGAAUGAGGCCGAGAAUGUCCAGAUUUGUAAGAAUCAGGUUUUCAAUAUUUAUGUUAGAAAACGCCCAAAAUGUAUGAACUAAGCUCCAUCUUGUAAUUCCUUUUCACUCGGUAUUUAAGAUUGUUUUAAUAAGUAGGUUGUAGUUGCUUCAUAUAGGUUGUAUUGCUAAGAGUUUAUUUACUUAUUUAUUUGCACGCUUAAGUCAACAACAUUAAUAUAUACACACUUAUAUUACACCCAAGAGAAAUGAUUGUAAUAGAGAGAUAAUUCUAAGAAAAAAUCGUGCCUCAGUUUGACAUCCAAAACAGAUGGCGCUGUACUGCGCCAUAUGAUUUGCGGUCACUGAAUUGUCAAACGUAAACUAUUGACAAUCAGAGUUACCGCAAAUGUAUGGAGCUGUACAGUGGCAUCUCGUUUACUUGUCAAAUUCUAAGUACGAUAUUGUCUUAGAUUUUACACAUCUUACUCACUCAAUGAAUCUUUGAUUAUACGCCUACUGUUUGUGCACAUGAUUGAAUGAAAACAUAUUACAGUUUUUUGUAUAGAUGAUAUAUUUGAACGUAUAGAAACGGUUUUAUGGGUACAUAUUAAUGUUGUUGAUUAUACGAGUACCAGGCACAUGUACAUAACGUAGGAAUGCUUUUUUCACCGUAGAUCUCUAAUUUAUUAUUGUCCUUUACAAUACAACUGAUCCUGAUUUAAAAUAAUAUGUACUUACUUGUGAUUGUUUCUUAUCAUGUGUUUUUGUUUUGGAGCCCAAUUAUUUGCUUAUUCCAAGACCAGUCUAUUAUAGUCGCCAUCAGAUAUAUCGGAGCGGUCUUGAAGCAUCUUGAUGCUUACAAAUAUCUGAAUACGCCUCUAUUGUGAAGAUGUUAGAGUGCGUGUUCAGAGAUUUUGAGCACCUCAGCCGCUCCGAUAUAUCUGAUGGCGACUGUACAAUAAGAUAUUUCAGUUACUACAAAAAUAAAAUGUAUGAAACUUGAAAUGUAUGAUUUUGUCUAAUGGAUAAAGCAUUAUCUUAGGAUUUUACUGAUAUUUCUCAGAGUGUUAACUCUGUCUAUAUACAUACGUAAAUAUGACAUUGUUUCUUGAAAGUGCUGUAUAGGCACAUUAAGUAACAGGGAAAACGAAAUAUUACAUUAAAAUAUGUAAAUAUAUGUUUACAUGUCUGUAGUGAUUUAUUAUAUAAAUGUUUACUGUAUAUUAGCUUAUUCUUGAAAAUUAGGAAGUCAGGAACACAUGGCAAAUAAUAAAUAAUUUUGCUGUUUAAACGUCUUAAUUUUAAAAUAACCACUCGCGUGAUUCAUAUUUUUCAGUGACUUCUAUUAUUAUAAUAAAAUAAGGGUGACAGCUGGUAACCACAGUUACCAAAAGCAAGUGAGUGGCUAUAAUAAUUAUAAAGUCUACAAUUUGGUUAAUAUUGUUUCAACAAAAGCAUGUUACCUACUUAUUAUGAAGAUAUUGUACUUCCUACUGAAAAUGUAAACCCCAAUAUUUCGAAGACCAAUACUAUCGCGUAAAUGUAAUUUAAAUUAUAAGAUUCUUUGCAUAUCUAUUUGUACAGGGGGAAAUUGUUAUGUUUACACCAUACGCAGAGGGAAUAUGUGGGUCAUAUUGAACAAUUUUUACUAGAAAUCGUGAAAAAGAAUACAGUUGUUCCAUAGAAAAUAUUGAUUAUGUGAUUCACCAAAAUAUAUGAGACAAUAGAUUUUUUUUCGUGAUUUCGGGGUUGGCCCCAUAGUAAAAGUUGUUCAGUAUAACCUGGAUAUAUACCCUUGAGCGUAUGGUCAAACAUAACAAUUACCCCUUUAUAUCACGCUUUAUUCUAAAGAGGCGCACGCUGUAUAUCAUGGAUUAACAUAUCGUGGAGGAACAAAUUUAAUACUUAAGUUACUUGCGUCCAAGAUGGGCCGGUUCUUAAUAAGAGGAUAGUGGUCGACCGCUUUCCAUAUAAGCGUAUUUCCCAUUUUCCUUCCUGAGUGUUGACUUUAUGGAAAAAAUCGAUAUAAAUUAUUGUAUAUUAACUAUAGCUGUUUUAACGCCCAAGGUGGAAAUUAUUUGCUACCAUGUGACACAUGUAUGUUUCUAAAUAUUAUUUAAGCUAAAAAAAUUGUAUACAAAAAAAUAUGUCCUAGCAAGAAACGUGCUUGAUCCCUAGCAAGGAAGAAAAAUACCAAUUUGAUCCUAGCAGGGAAGAAAAAGCUUCUUUCCGAAUAGGUCAUGUGAAAAAAUAUUCUUAUAAUGUUAAUAUCCAGAGAGGAAAAUGAGGACUACGUUUUCAUUCGGGUACUCCACUAAAUAAAUUUUGGAAUAAUGCCUUUAUAUGGGCUUCUAGGACUCAGGAGGCUAUAGAUCUUGUCAUUCAAGAGGACUCGUAAUGUCAUGUUAUUAAAGGUUAGAUCUGACGAAACUGACGCGUCAUAGUGGAUGACACGAACUGGCUCGUUAUUGCUCUUGAGUGUAGAUACUUACUGUUAAUUUAUUACGAUUUUUUUUUUCUCAGUAACGAAAUAAAUAAUUAGUGAGGCUAUUAACCACUUGGACUAUUUGGAGCUAAGCUUAUAUUAUAUUUUACCUUGACAUAAAUUUACAACUAAAAAUAAAUGUUUUAUAUCCGUCAUACGCGACGAAUUUUUUUUAAAUUUUACGGUUUUUUUAAUGAACUUAUGACGUUAUUCAUAAACGCGUUACUGGCCUCAAUUAGCUAUGAAUUGUUUGCCUUUAUCUGUAAUUUUGACUUAUUUAUUUGUAAGAAAGGGAUAAAACAUUUAACUAAAUCAGGUUUGUAAAGUUUUAUAAAUAAGGGGGUUAUUGUGUAUUUCGGUUGUGAACGCGCAUAAAUUGCUGAUUUGAUUUUUCUCAUCAUUUCACUGCACCAAGAGAUUAGAUUAGUGUAGUGUCGAUUCAAGGGACACUUGUGAAUUUAUCUUUACUUAAAAUUAAGAAUUGUACCAAAAUGAACAUUCCAAUGUAGCUGUAAAAUUUCAUCAAACAUACAGGGAUCCAAGAAUCUGACCUUGCACUUUACACCUUGAAAAUAAAUGGGCCAUUCCCACUAGUAUACUUACUACCAAGUUUUUGAUGGACGACUGGUCUGGCCUAGUGGGUAGUGAACCCAUCGCCCGAACCCGGGACCAUCGAUUUGGGAAGUGGCCGGUCAAUUACGUCACGUUUUAGUGCGAAACACUUCUUCACUUUUAGUGCGUGACGUAGUGGAAACAACUUUUAAGACAUUUUUUAAGCAUCAGAAUUGAAUAGCUGGUGAUUAUGAGUUGGACGACCGCUCUGGCCUAGUGGGUAGUGAGCCUGCCUAUGAAGCCGAAGGUCCCGGGUCCGAAUCCCGGUAAGGGCAUGACAAAAAUAUUUCCCGGUAGUUACCACCGACUUACUUUGGUGGUGACUUAUUAUUAUUAACAACUUGGUGGUAACUAGUGGCUAAGAGAAUUUGAAGUAGAGGUGGAUUGUCAAAGAAAAUUUUGUAGCCACAGUAAAUUAACUGCUAUCUUUCGACACAUGAUUAAAACUUUUAGAACACCAUUUGACUUUGAUCCUUAUUCUUUCACUGAUAUGUGUGGUGAAUAUAUUAGAUGGCGCUACUUUUUGAUAUUUAACACAAAUCAGUGAAAGAAUAAGUGUAAGGCCUGAGUGGACGCUCGCUCGGCACGGCGUGCAGCGUGGCGUCGGGCUCACGAGUGCUGUGAGCAGCGUGCACUAAGGCCGCUCCUAAACGUUGGCAUUUGCAUAACAUAUUGCACGCCCGACUCGAGCGACACGCGAGACUCGAAGGAUCAAAGUCAAAUUGCGUUCUAAAAAUGUUAAUCAUGUGUCGAAAAUGGCAGUAAAUUUACUGUAGCUACAAAGUUUUCUUUGACAAUGCACCUCUAUAUCAAAUUCACUUUGCUAGUGGGAAUAACACAAAUAAAGUCGCAUUUAGAUACUUGUGAUGCCUUUGUGAAAUAACUAACGGUAACUGUAUUAAUAAAUGGUAUACAUGUGUCGAAGUCUAGGUCCCACAUAGUCGCUUACAAUAAGCACGGGAUUUGCUUGUAUCUUUAUACGAAUCACCUGUCAAAGCGUCCUUAUGGCAAGCGACAAAGUGGGACUUUUUGCUUGGAAACGACACAUAUAUGCAUUCGUAUUAGCCGUCCUAUUCUGGCGAUGUAUCUUAUAUAUGUAGAUAUACUAAUGUGUCGUCGGAAAAUUUCCAAUAUGGCGAAAAGCAUUCAAUAAUGUUGGAAACUUCUUUUUUUUAUAUGGGAAUCGAUAUUUAAGGGAAAAGAAAGGAAAGCCUGAAAUUUUCCUGAGAUUUAUAAAGUACUUUUCCAACUUUUCGGAAAUAUACCGAAACCUGUUCAUCUGUAUUCUCAUAUGACACUUGGGUACGCAUAUUUUUCAUUUUGUUAUCUUUGAUUACAAGAAAUUUAGUACUGUAAAAAAAAUUGGCGAUCUAAGUAAAAUAACCCAGGGAUACAUUAGAGGACAAAUGUUCCGCGACAUGUGUCGGCGACUUGAUUACGCUUGACAUAUCUAUACACCGUGUUUUUAUUGAAUUCCGUUAACUCCGGGGUAUGGGCAAGUACGUUUAAGGAAGCUAAACGGCAUAGUUACUUAAAAAAAUAUUUUUUUUAUAAUUGUUUAAUUUUUUUAAAUACAUUUGAUUCAACCAAACAAUUGUGACAUAUCAAUGUCAUUUUGAACAUCAACUGUCCGAGAUAGUACUCAACUUUGCUUGCAAAUGAAUAAACUCGUACUAAACACUAAUCAAUAUGUACGCAGGCCCGUAAAUCCUUAUAAGAAAAAAAAACUGAUUAUCUCCGAAAUGGAGUUGAUUAGAAUACCGGUGUCUUUGUGAAAGUUACUUAAUUUAAGCUCAGUAAUGCACCCUUGAAAUUAACGGAAAUAAACACUGUAGAAUAGUAUAGAAGAAAUUGUAUUUAAAUAACGCUUACACUUAAGCAUUACAUGAGACAUCGCGCGACUUUGUCGCCAGUGUGUUGCACAUGUGAGUCGCGCCCUGGGUACUAGACAUGUCGAGCGAAGAUCGGCAACGUCAUGCCACCGGACGUCGCUGGCGACACGUCGCGUCCUGUGUAUCCCUGGCUUAAUGUUUUUAUUGUGACUUCUUGGAAGUUGCUUAAAAUAUUUGUAAAGGUACUUAAUAAACCGUGUCUCAGUAUUUGUAAUGUAAUAGAUACUUAAUCAGACUGCGUGCGUUGCAAAGAUCAGAACAGUUUUCUAUGUAUAAAAAAUUUAAAAUAAACCAGAAUACAGACUCAAAGUGCAUUGGGACAACUACGUAAAUCGCUAAAAUCCACUAAACCAGAAGCACUUUAUUUCAUACUUUUGCAAUACUUAGUGUAAGGCCUGAGUGGACGCUCGAGUUGGGCGUGCGGCGUGCAUGUUGAACAAAUGCAACCGUAUAGGAGCGGUCUUAGUGCACGCUGGUCACACCACUCGUGAGCCCGACGCCACGCUGCACGCCGUGCCGAGCGAGCGUCCACUCAGGCCUUACACUUAUGCUAUUGCAACGCUUACCCUUACUUCAGUAAAAUUUGCUUCAAUAUAAUCAAUGUCUAUGGAAGAUUAUCUACAAUCUGUUAUCCAAGUCAAUAAAUGCAAUGGUAAUGCUAA
Messenger RNA from Cydia pomonella (codling moth), 8013 nucleotides. RefSeq names its product ras-related protein Rab-9B (gene Rab9). The record is from RefSeq and is a predicted model, not a curated record. Gene Ontology annotation, molecular function: GTPase activity; GTP binding. The coding region runs from base 280 to 966 and encodes 228 amino acids. Gene Ontology annotation, cellular component: phagocytic vesicle; lysosome; late endosome. Lineage: Eukaryota; Metazoa; Arthropoda; Insecta; Lepidoptera; Tortricidae. Gene Ontology annotation, biological process: retrograde transport, endosome to Golgi. The transcript has 4 exons.